Messenger RNA from Ixodes scapularis (black-legged tick), 762 nucleotides. RefSeq names its product nicotinamide N-methyltransferase. Gene Ontology annotation, molecular function: N-methyltransferase activity. Gene Ontology annotation, cellular component: cytosol. The record is from RefSeq and is a predicted model, not a curated record. The transcript has 3 exons. Lineage: Eukaryota; Metazoa; Arthropoda; Arachnida; Ixodida; Ixodidae. The coding region runs from base 1 to 762 and encodes 253 amino acids.
AUGAAGGGCGACGAAACGAAAGAACGGUACCUCCAGGGAUUUCAGCCGAAAGAAUAUCCUCGGUUCAUGAAGGCAUUCCAUGGCGUUCACUCAUUUUACCAAAAGGAACUUCACUCCAUCUUCAACUCUCCCAUUUCCGACUCCUGGCGGACGCUUCUGGACGUUGGGUGUGGGCCCACCCCUGGCAACGUCUUUCCGGCGACAAGAAAGAUCGACAGCAUUGUCCUCAGUGACCUUGUACCCGGAAACCGAGAGGAAGUAGAGAAGUGGAUUGAAAAGGCACCGGACGCCUUGGACUGGUCCUUUAUGAGCGAACCAUUGGCCAUCUUGGAAGGCUGCAAGGACGCUAAAAGAGGAGCCGAGGACAUCGAGGAAAGGACACGCGCGGCCGUCAAGAAAGUGAUUCACUGCGACGUCCUGGACCCUAAUGUCCUCCCCGAAGAACACACGGAAGUCUUCGACGUCGUCUUGUCGUGCCUUUGCUUCGGGACUGCGAGCCGAGACGAAGAGACAUUUCAGAGAGUCGUACGGAAUGUUUCGGGCGUGAUUCGCGAGGGAGGGCACCUGAUAUUCUGCGCCAUUGCCGGAUCGUCCCAGUACACUUUCGCGGGCGUCGAGUAUCGCGGGCUCUGCUUGACCGAAGCCAUGGUGGAGGCCGCACUGAUCAGUGCGGGGCUCAGAGUAAGACGCUGGGACUUGCUUGACAUCUCUUCGACCGGUGGGACACGUUUCGCGUUCGUCGUCCUUGCAGAAAAAGUUUGA